AUGUCGGAAGACUCAAGUUGGAUGCUUGAGUUGCAUUGCCGAUUCGGCAAGUGGUUUUUGGUUCUCUUCCUUGUUUUCGAUGUGUUUGUUCUUGCUAUCAAAACGAUCAACUACCACGGCACCUACGAAGUCCUCUCCAUCAUCUGCGAUUGGGUCACACUUAUCUGCUUCAUCGGGAUUAUGCCGAGUGCAAGCUUCCCAUCAGAACUAGCAAAAGUAAAAGCAACAGGGCAGCCUUUCGUUGAUCGCCUCUUUUCUGCUGAUCCUCAAGUCCAGUGGGAGUCUGUCAAUGACAUGAGAAAUCUGACAGCGGGAAAUCGCCGCCAAAAAGCAAAUUUUAUCGUCGUUGGCGCUAUUCCGAGGCUGGUCUAUAUCAUCCAGCAGGAGGACUGUAUGGAUGAGCUCAGACGGGAUUGCAUAACGCUGCUUACUUCUUUAGCAAAAGGCGGCAAUGGAAACGUUACUUCUCUAUGCGACUACGGAGCGUGUGACGCCGUCAUAUCCAUCCUUCUCUCCUCUCAAACUAACAGCGUCGUCCUCGCUGCUGUCCGAUUUCUUCGAACUAUUUUGAUGACUGUCGCACAUCAACAUCACAAGCACAGAAAAACCGUCACUAUUGAAUCGUUUAUCCUCGAUAAAUUCGAAGAUGAAAAACUCAUCUCAAGACUGGUGGAAAUUCUUGAAUUCGGAAACACUUCCCUGAAAAUUUCUUCUCUCGAAAUAAUCGCCAAAGUCGCCUCUUCAAAAAGCAAAUGUCUAGUUAUCGAAUUGGUUGGUAUCAAACUGCUGGAAGUGCUGCUCAAAUUGCUAGAUAGAAACGACGAGCCUCGACUAGUCGCCGCUGGUACCAGAGCUAUGGCAACUCUUUUGGAGCAAUCCAGAGUUGGACGAACUUUUAUUUACGUCUCAUCGGGGACUAACAAGAUCCAAAAUGUUAUGGAAAAGGUUUUGACUAACUAUCGCGUCAAACCAACAAUUACUUACGACGCUAAUGCUCCAGAUUUCGUCCGCGCAAACGCAGCUCAAUGUUUGGUGACAAUACUGUCGAUAGAAUACAGACAGCAAUUGUCGAGAAAUGUGUGCAACGUCCUUUCUGAGCUAUGUGAUCCCGAAAAAGACCCAGAAAUCCGCAUUCAAACCGCUUCAUCCCUUACAAAACUUCUUCGCAAUCGUGUUUAUCUUCAAAAUCAUGCAUUCUAUUCCAAUCGUUUACCUAAGAAAAUCGAGAAAUUCUUCCAAAGACCUCCAGCUGUUGAUUCCAGCGAUGUUCACUCCGUUCAAACAUUUACGAAAGAGCUAAAUUUCUUCCCGAGAUUACGUAGUGCCGCUUUUGAUCUUUUAGCGGUUCUUCUCUCCGAAGAUGAGUCUUUGAGGGACGCCCUACUUGUCCACAGCUGUGGCAGUGAACGUUCCUUGCUCCAUGUGAAUUGGCUUAUGAGCAGGCUUUCCGAGGGGCUAAACGAGCAUCAAGAUCCAGCUAAUCCCGAAUCGCGCGCUCUUUUAAUAAGUUCUCUUCGUUGUCUCCGAUCAAUCUCAAGGUCGAAUCGACAUCUCAGAACAAGUCUUGUCGAUGGUGAUAUUUAUCAGAUUAUUGUGAAACUGUACGAGGAAAGUAGAAAUGACGAGGAAAUUCUGUCGCAAAUUAUUCCUGUUGUUGGAAACUUUCUCGUGGACUUUUGUCCCUACAAAGAUGAUUUUGUCGGGCUCGUUACUGACGACUUCGUUGAGAACAUAAAAACCGGAAAUAAAUUUAUCGAUCAUACUCUAUCAGCGCUGAUAAAUAUGACUUACUCUGGCACACUAUCAAAUCGGUACAAAGACGAAGUUUCCAGUUCUAUUUCGCAUGAGGAGUUUCUCGAAUUGGUGCAAAAGUACUCGUCGAAUGAGUCGGUUAUUGAAAAACUUGGUACUCUUCUGAGGAAUCUAAUUCACGAUAACGUCAUUUAUGUGAAGUCCGAUUCUCAAGACUGUUUGAUGGAGAUAUUCAGACAGAUGUUGAUAAAUCUCCCUAUCACGGAAGUUGCUGUUGUUCAAUUUCUUCACGCUGUCAUCAAUUUUUCCGAUCAUUGUGAAGGAGUAUCAAAGCUCUGCAAAGAUCCAGAUCUUCUGACGUAUCUGAUAGAUCUCAUGACGACCGGAACUGAAAUCGUCAAAACACAGAUCGUUGUUCUUGUGAACAAUCUUCUCAGAAAUUCCGACGAAGCGUUUCCAUUUCGCCAGCGCCUCCUUGUUGACCUCGGCGUUCUAAAGGCUGUUGAUCUCUUGAAAAACUCCUCCAACCACAAAAUAAAUGAUGCUGUUAAAAAGAUCUACUCGCGCUUAGAUGAAGUCUAA
Molecule: messenger RNA, 2334 nt
Organism: Oikopleura dioica
Lineage: Eukaryota; Metazoa; Chordata; Appendicularia; Copelata; Oikopleuridae
Source: the annotation of a GenBank genome assembly